AUGUGUGAGCAGAGGACGUCACACAAACACCGAUUGGCGUCUGAAGAUGUGACGUUGGAUUUGCAAUCUGUCAUUCAAUCAUUCAAUGAAGAUCCACAAGAGAAAAAUGAGGCCAAAGAAACUCCCGCUGGUCUUUUCCGCGUGCCGGAAAUUGCCCCUCACAGUCAGCGCGGUGGAUUACCUCGACCGAUUGGCAGAACAUGCGAUCAAAAUGACCCAAGCUUUUGUGAACCAGAGCCCGAAACCGAGGGCCAAAUUCGGAGUCCUACGGAACGUUCGGAACGUGACGCGCUACUUCACAACAUUGCAAAGCUACUGAGUAAGGAUGCUUCAAAGUCAAGAUCAAAUUCAACGGUGCUGUCUGAAGUAUCUGGCAAGAAACACGCUCCAUGUUCACCGGCGAGAUUCCCAACGGGGCUCAAACGGAACUCGGUAGACAUAUUAGCACGCUUGCAUUCCGUGGUAACCGAGGCUUAUGAACAAGCGAAGUACGAUGAAGAACUGACGACCGUUUUGGGUUCGCUGCUUGGUUACGGUUCACAUAUUCACACUGUUGGAAGACAAACUGAGCUGGAGUUUGGUGGUAGAAAACGACGUGAAUUUGAUUGCCGUCCUUUUCAGGGACCCAAAACGCCACCCUCGCCCAACUCCAAGUAUAAAACCGGAAUUUUAUCACAUACAACAAGGACCAAAACCAGCUGCGGCCUUGGAGAGACGAAUGAAGCUCGGUCGGAUAAGUACAUUGAGCGGAUCAGGGUUGAUCCAAGAAAUAGGACACUGAAUACCAAAUCUUCCAUACCCCAUCGACAUCUUGUGGACUCACGUGAUUACCUUCAUUCUUUUGAUGAAGAGGUUUCCAAGGUGUAUUGCAAGCCACAUCGGUCCCAGCAUAGUCUUCACGGUCGUACUCAUGGUCAUGCUCUUCGUCAUCACGUGACAAGAGACAACAAAGACCAGUUUGUAAACUUACAUGACAAGCGUUUGCAUAGUUCUUCCUGUGACUGUGACCGAAAGUUGAAGUGUACAGGGUGCGUGCUUGAAAGCCGGAGUAGUCGAACCCAAUCCAAUACUAGAACCCAUUCAGGCUCAACCAAGUGUCGCAGUCCGUUUAGAAGCAGCCAGAGGAGAAGUGAUGAGCGAAUCACUGAGGGGCCUGCAGAACAGCAGGCGCGAAAACGGCGAGCAAUAGGUGACUGCUCACCUGGAUGCUCCAAGCAUCUUCGUCGACAUCGAUUCACUAAAACUGAACGGGAUAUUGACGGCAUCCCGGUCCGGGCAUCAAAUAUGGAUACAUCACCUCGAGACCUACUGCAUCACACCAAUACGAGACAAGCCACCGUGGUUGACCUGAAAACAGCGGGGGAUUCGUCCCGUCAUUCAACUGCAUCCAUUUCAGGCUCACCUUCUCCAACGCGCUCGGGAUCAUUCAGACAUAGCUAUCGUUGCAAAGCUGUGUUACACCACAUACUGCAAGACUCACCCGAGCGCAGUCCCAUUCCUAUUCGGAAGAAGCCAUAUGGUCAUAGUACAACACAAGGUUGGACAGAUACGAAGGACCAGGCAACCUGUAGUAAACGUCCAACGAACUACGUAUCCAGUGUCACUGAAAGGAGCUGUGAUAACCGUGGUCAUCUGCAUCGAGUCUCAAAACGGCGACAAAUACACUACUUGGGACCACCAUCUCCAUACACAGUGGCGUAUAGUUUCCGUGCAGAUGCCCUGUUGACCGAUACUCCUGAAUCACCGGAUCGGGCAAAGUAUAAUGACCCAGCUGUUCAGACAGAGCAAGACGUUUCGGUGGACACCACGCAGUCUGACCCCACUUCUUCUGAAAGAUAUAAAGCUUGCAACAUAGACUUGUCCUCUUAUAACAAUGCCGAACUACGCAGGUUGAAAAACUGGAUUUUGUUUGGUAAGCCAGCGCAGUCGUCUCCAUCGUCCCCAAAACCUGGCUCAGGUGACAAGCCCAGAGUGGACUUUGCAGUCCCACGAAUAACACCAUGCAAAAUCAGUCCAAACAAAUGUGAAUUAAAAGACAGCUCUAAGGAACUAACUCCGGCCCCGAAUUGCUCCCUGACCGAACCGAAAAUCGACCAGUCCCUUGCAUCAGGCAAUCCAAGGCCCGGUACGGAACUCCGAUCUCCAAGUGUCAGCAGUACCAGCAGCACCAGUAGCAGUCAGUCGAGUAACAGCAGCAGCAGUGGCAGUAGUGAAAGUGCUGAAAGCAGCACAACCAACGACACCACGUGUAUUUCUUCCACGCCUUCUGAAGGAUCCAGACCAGAAACACCUACUCCGGUUUCACCGGAUAAGCUGCUAGCAAAUUCUUUCAGUACACGACAACAACCUUUGCAUGCAAACAACCUCCAUGAAGUGGGCGAAUUGGCUCAGAAAGAGGUAAACAUUGCUACUGAGAACAACCAUUCAGUGAACGAUAUGGCUGCACAACUAUUGGGACCGGCAGGCGCGGAUAAACACGAAGUUCAAAUGGAUUCAUCCGGUAGGGAAGUUGAACAGUUCCAGGAGGAGAACGCAAACCAGCAGUUAUCUGAAGACUACUGCGGUGCAGAAUUGAAAGGCAGCUGUCCGUUUACCGAGGAGAACGGUGAGGCUUAUCAUGGAGAAAACGAAAAUAUCAUAUCGAAUGGAAUUAGUAGCCAGUCUGUCGAAGUCAACCCCUGUAGUCCUCGAUCGGAACUUCAAGAAUAUGAUCCAGCUCCAAAUAUGGCGCAUGCGGAUGAAAUGACUGAAGAGGAAACGGUAUUUUGUGACGAAACAGUCAAUGGUAAUUUAGUGAGGAGCCCCAAGAAGAAUAAACUAGAAAGAAGGAGAAGGGAUAAGAAUUCAACGUCUGGACAUGAUCGUCUGGUGGACAACGAGUCUUGCGCUGACCGAAUAGAUGGUGUUUUGCAAAACUUUGAGACGCGAACAAGCGCGGAUGAAGAGGAAGGUGAAGUAAUAUCGGACUGUACAAGCGAUGUGGAUGAAUAUCAUCUCAGCAAACGUCCUCGUAGAACCCCAGUCCAAGAGGCCGAUUCCAGUAAACUUUCAGCAACUUCCAGUUCAGACGUUCUGCGGCCCAAGAUGGUGUGCAGAUCAGAUAUUCAUAAGCAUGUGAGAAGCCGCCGUUCCAACUCUAGUGAAAACUUGACGAACUGUAGUAGCAGGAGAAGGACCGAGGAGUCCAGGUUUAAACAGCCCAGUACUCCGAAACGCAAACGUAGAGACCGGUUUGAAGUAGAACGACUACGAACCUCUGUGGACAAUUUGCGUGAACAGUCAGGCUUUUGUGAUCGGUACAGAAAGGCAAAAUACAUCCGCAGUAAUUAUCUAGAUGAGCCCAUUCCCUAUGAGCGAAAACCCCAUCAGCAAAAUCUGACCAGAUCUAACUGCAUAUUGAAACUAAACCGAGGGAGACCGGAUCUUGAUAAAUUUUCAACUCGUGGAAGAUAUUUCCUGACUCAUCCGGACAGUCUAUCACGGGGACGUGGAAGAAGAAUGUAUGCACCGCGCUUUGAAUUCGAAUCCGAGUACCAACGAGGAACUCACCAGAACAGAGCCUUCCAAAGGUCUAUUGCCAGGUCAGUAACUAGAUUUCGAACAUCCAGAACAUUUGCGAAACCCGGAAUCACUCACAGACACAUGUUUGAUCUUCGAGAACACAAACUCAGUCGCAAGCACCAAUGAUCUCCUCUUUGUGGUAGACAACAAUUUUUUUCUCGUGUGUUUCACCAUUCCUUCACUAACGCUGUUUAUCUACUUCGUUCUCUGGUACUAUCAAUAAAUC
Molecule: messenger RNA, 3787 nt
Organism: Opisthorchis viverrini
Lineage: Eukaryota; Metazoa; Platyhelminthes; Trematoda; Opisthorchiida; Opisthorchiidae
Exons: 3
Coding region: 1-3687 (1228 amino acids)
Source: RefSeq, a predicted model, not a curated record